GUUUUUCGAAAACACGCGAGUCGAGUCGGUUUUCUGUUUACAUCGUGGUCGUCAGUCCAGUGAUUUUCCGAACCGCAUGUUGCAUAAUUUUCCUCUGGGGGAAACGCGUGUGAAUUUUCCGGUUUUGAUUCCUCAAAAGUAGUGCUAAUUAGUUGGAUUUCGUUUGAGUGUUGUAAAUUUAUCGCGGUUGGAGAAACAUUUUUGCAUUAUCCUUUCAAGAGAUUGGUUGCGAAAUUGUGUACCUGAAGAGGGAGCCGUCCGUUCUUUAGCGGUGCGACAGUAUUCGACCGCCUGCCUGCUGGUAGUGGUAGUGUCUUGGCGAAGGAGAGAGUCUUCCGUACAACGUUCAUUCCUACACAAGAAUAGUGUUCUUCCUCCCGUGUCUGUACCGUAUGCGCUGGUUUUCAAAGUCUCGCAGUUGGAUUCUCCCGUCGCGUAGUGAAAGAAGUGAUUCGGUUCCGUUCUUCCAAGACGUACUCGGACGGUAGUGCAAUCCUCCAUUCCAAGGAGGACCAGCUUGGGUUUGCAAUACUGUGUGUGGGUUGGAAAAGAAGAAUUCCUGGUGCUUCGAAGCUCACACCCGAAAAGUGUAUGAGUGUCUGGAAGGUGUGACCAACCGGGAGUGCAAAUUACGUGACUAGAACGUGAAGGAUUUUUACUGAAGGUAGAAAGGAUGGCUUUGGGAGCAGAUAAAACCGAAAAGGAUACCGUUGUUGCUCCGGCAGUGACUAAAACCGGACCGGCCAGCAAUCCGGAGCCGAAGAAAAAAGGAAACAACAAAAAGCAAAAGAACGGCAAAGACAAGGAAGCAACCCCUCCGCCAGCCACCGGUGCAAGUGAACCCCUAGUCAACGGACACAGCGCGGCCGUCAACGGAAUGAACGGUCACACAUCGGAAGGCGAACAACCAGCCGGUGAGGAAAAGAAGAAAUCCGAGUCGGAAGUAAUGGAGAUCAUCCAGGACACCGGAUUCACAGUGCAGAUCCUGUCGCCGGGAGUGGAACCUCUUUCGAUUCAGGUUUCCAGCAUGGAGUUGGUGCAGGAGAUUCACCAGCUGCUGAUGGAUCGGGAAGACACGUGUCACCGGACGUGUUUCUCGCUGCAGUUGGAUGGAGUGACGUUGGAUAACUUUGCAGAGCUGAAGAACAUUGAGGGUUUGAAGGAAGGAUCGGUGAUUAAGGUUGUGGAAGAGCCAUAUACGAUGCGCGAAGCCAGGAUCCAUGUAAGGCAUGUGAGAGAUCUGUUGAAAUCGAUGGACCCGGCUGACGCCUAUAAUGGUGUGGAUUGUAGUUCCUUGACUUUCCUGCAUACCAUUACUCAGGGUGACAUUCUGGAGAAGAAAAAGGGUCGUUCGGAGAGUGUGGAUUGUACCCCUCCAGAGCAUAUCAUGCCAGGUGCUAAGGACAGGCCUCUGCUUCCGCUACAACCUGGUGUAGGUAAGAAAGGGCCACAACCGUUGAAGGUGCUAACGACUUCCGCGUGGAAUCCUCCGCCAGGUCCUCGGAAAUUGCAUGGGGAUUUGAUGUACUUGUACGUGGUCACGAUGGAAGAGAAGAGGUUCCACAUUUCAGCUUGUCCUCGAGGUUUCUAUAUCAAUCAAUCGUCGGAUGAUGUAUUCGAUCCGCGUCCGGACAACCCCAGUUAUCUGUGCCAUUCGUUGAUCGAUCUGCUGUCGCAGAUCUCACCGACCUUCCGUCGAUGCUUCGCGCAAAUGCAGAAAAAGCGUACCCAGCGGCAUCCGUUUGAACGGGUCGCUACGCCGUAUCAGGUUUAUACCUGGUCCGCUCCGGCUCUGGAACAUACAAUCGAUGCCAUCCGCGCGGAGGACACUUUCUCGUCUAAACUGGGCUAUGAGGAGCACAUUCCCGGCCAGACGAGAGAUUGGAACGAGGAGCUUCAGACGACGCGUGAACUUCCGAGGGAAACCCUACCGGAGCGAUUGCUUAGGGAACGUGCCAUAUUCAAGGUUCACAGUGAUUUCGUAACGGCCGCGACCCGAGGUGCGAUGGCUGUUAUUGACGGAAAUGUGAUGGCAAUCAAUCCCGGAGAGGACGCUAAGAUGCAGAUGUUCAUUUGGAAUAACAUCUUCUUUUCGUUGGGAUUCGAUGUGAGGGAUCACUAUAAGGAGUUGGGAGGGGAUGCUGCGGCCUUCGUUGCUCCUAGGAACGAUCUACACGGUGUUAGAGUGUACUCUGCUGUGGAUGUGGAAGGAUUGUAUACUUUGGGAACGGUGGUCAUUGACUAUCGUGGUUAUCGAGUUACUGCCCAGUCGAUUAUUCCGGGUAUUCUGGAACGGGAACAGGAACAGUCCGUUGUGUAUGGAUCGAUUGACUUCGGAAAGACUGUACUGUCGCACGAAAAAUACCUGGAAUUGUUGAACAACGCCGGAAAGCAUCUUAAAAUACUGCCACACAGUGUCUUAAACGAGAAGCAGGAGGAAAUCGAGCUGUGCUCGUCGGUUGAAUGCAAGGGAAUCAUCGGUAACGACGGUCGCCAUUACAUUUUGGAUCUGCUGAGAACUUUCCCGCCGGAUGUGAACUUCCUGAAAUUGGAUGAAGAGCUGAGCAAGGAUUGUAAGGCUCUUGGCUUUCCGAUUGAGCACAAGCACAAACUAAGCUGUUUACGUCAGGAACUGUUGGAGGCAUUUGUUGAGAGUCGCUAUCUUAUGUUCAUCAAACAUGCGGCGUUCCAACUGCAACAGUUAAAUUCUGCCAAGUUGAAGCAGAAACAGGAAGCCAGGGACACGAAGGAUGGUGAGAAGAAGGAAGACGCCAAGGCAAUUGAAGCUGCCCCGGCCACUACCAAAGAACCGGCCAAAACUGAUGCCGCAGAAUCGAAUAAUAAUGUCGAAGCAAAGGCAGAAUGCCCUAUGAAGGAGGAAAACUCGGACAAAGCGAAGGAUAAACCAUCCAGCUUACCAAAGGUCGAAACAGAGGAAGCAAAGAAGCUGAUGGAGUCGUUGCUGUCCAGUGACGAGAAGAACGAGAGCAAGGAGGUUGUGAAGCGUGCCUGCGAAGCGGUUGGAUCACUGAAGGAGUACGAAUUCGACAUCCGUUUCAAUCCGGAUGUAUACUCACCAGGAAUCAAACACGUUGACAAUCAGAGCGCGGCCAAUUCUCUAAAGAAGCAGAAACAGCUCGUCAAGGAUGCCGCCGAGUUCCUCGUGAAACACCAAAUCCCAAGCUUCGUUCACGACUGUUUGGACCAUACUGCGGCUCCCAUGGAUGGAACUACCCUGACCGAAACUCUGCAUAGCCGAGGUAUCAACGUUCGUUACUUGGGUAAAGUUGCUAACCUGCUGGCCAAGAUCAAGCAACUGGAAUACCUGCAUACGAUUGCCGUCUCGGAGCUGAUCAUUCGCGCCGCCAAGCACAUCUUCACCAGCUACAUGCAGAACACUGAAAUGAUGAGCAUGGCAGCUGCCAUCAGCCAUUUCCUGAAUUGUUUCCUGACGGCCACCUCAGCGUCGCACUCGGGAAGCCCAUCGGAAUCGGAUGCUCUUCUCACCAAAUCCGGUUCCGGCAGUAAGCAGCGUCGCCAGAACAAGCGUUCCGGCGGCAAGAGCGGAAAGCCCUCAUUCCAGUGCACCCAGGACAACAACGAAUGGCAGCUCCUAACCCCGAAAUCUCUCUGGUCCCAGAUCCAGAAGGAACUCAAAUCCUACUGGGAUUACGAACUGCUUCCAGCCGGAUCGCAUGACUCCGUUGAUCCAGUAGUAGGCCAUUACCGUCUACAGAAAAUCAGCUUACUUCGUGCUUUCUGUCUCAAGACCGGUGUCCAAAUUCUGCUCCGCGAGUACAAUUUCGAAGCGAAGAAUAAGCCCACCUUCGGCGAGAACGACAUCGUCAAUGUUUUCCCCGUGGUCAAACACAUCAACCCGAGGGCUUCCGAUGCGUACAACUUCUACACCACCGGUCAGAGCAAAAUCCAGCAGGGCUACUUCAAGGACGGUUAUGAUUUGAUCAGCGAAGCGUUGAAUCUGCUGAACAACGUCUACGGAGCGAUGCACCCGGAGAACGCCCAGUGUCUGCGAAUGCUGGCCCGGUUGAGCUACAUCAUGGGCGAUCCGCAGGAAGCUCUGGCCAUUCAGCAGCGCGCGGUGCUGAUGAGCGAGCGGGUCAACGGCAUUGACCAUCCGUACACGAUUGCUGAAUAUGCUCCACUUGCAUUGUACUGCUUCGCUAAUAGUCAAAUCAGCACUGCCUUGAAGCUGCUGUACCGUGCCCGGUACCUGGCCACAAUUGUGUGCGGCGAAAACCACCCGGACAUUGCCCUGUUGGAUAGCAACAUCAGCUUGAUUCUACAUGCUGUCGGUGAAUACGAGCUGUCUUUGCGCUUCCUCGAGCACGCCUUGGCCCUCAACAUCAAAUACUACGGCGAGAAGUCUCUGAAGGUAGCCGUUAGCUACCAUCUGGUGGCCCGGACGCAAAGCUGCAUGGGUGACUUCCGGUCGGCACUGAACAACGAAAAGGAAACCUACGCCAUCUACAAGCAACAGUUGGGUGAAACGCACGAGAAGACGCAGGAAUCGUCCGAGUGCUUGCGCCAUCUGACCCAGCAGGCGGUCGUGCUGCAAAAGAAGAUGAACGACAUUUACUCAAAUGGGAAGCUGACCAGCGGGCUGCCGCCGAUCCACAUUCAGCCGCCGUCGAUGGGUUCGGUGCUGGACAUGCUGAACGCCAUCAACGGUAUUAUCUUCGUACAAAUUAGUUCCAAGGAAAUCGCCAACUUGAAGAACGAAAUCGAAAAGCGCCAAAAGGAGGGCGGUGGCACCUCUGAGCAAGCAGCUGCCGCUCAGGCCAGCCAGGAGGAGGUCGAUCGCAUGCUAACCGAAACCAUGGCCAAGACCGCCGCCGGGAUUCCGUUUGAGGAUCACGACAAGCACGAGCUUCCCGUAGCCAGUUCCGAUGCCAGCAGUAGUAAGCAGAAGAAGGAAGACGACACCAGCAGUAGCGUGCCCGAACAGCAGGUAAGCUGAAGAAAGGGUCCAUCUGGCCGGCUUCGGCGCUAGAAGCACCACUGAUUGCUCGCAGGCACUUCUUACUACAAUAAUAUCGAUACAUUACACUACAAUAACUAGCAACUGAUGUGGAAGUCGGGGACUCCCAUGAGGAUUCGUUGCCCUUAGUUUUCGCGUUUGUUUAUUUAGAUGGCGCGCUCGGAUUUAGUAAGAGUGUCGCUUAGAAUAGAGACCAUCUAGGUUGUUUAACCUGAUAACGGUUGAUAAUAUUGUUUCAUUAAGAAUUAUGCAUCUACAUUCUUCUGUUUGUUUCAUUCUAUGGCUAUAAGAGCUGAGAAACGCACACUACAUUUCUUGAAUUCAAUUUACUUAUAAUUUUGCUAUCUUCGUUAGAAGGAAAUGUGCUUUAUUAGGUGAAUUCUUAUAAUACUAAUAUCAGCGACAAACCAAAUUGAGCGAAUCACAAACGGUCAUCAGAAACGUGCAAUAGCAGACUGUUCAAUGAAGGUCUCUAAAAGAAAAAUACAGCGUUAUUUGCAGUCAAACUAACCAUUAAUAUGCCAUCGAAUCUUCAAAUGUACGCUCUAGUCAGCGUAGCAAACAGAAAAACUGUAAUCAACAUGCUGAAUUCAUCCAAAUUUGUUUGUUCCAAAUAUUGCUCACGUCCGAUAAACCGUUUAGGCUUUAUUACAGUUGUAAUGACCAAAGUUUGGUCCUAAAACUGCUAUAAAACCUUUAUAAAACACCAGUGACGUAAUGUCUUAUCCCACUCGAACUGAAAUCGUAAACAACUAACUGUUUAUGACGCUGUCAAUUGGCGACCUUGCAGAGCGAAUAUCAUUCUAACUAUAAUCCCAUAGAACAACAAGCAUUACAACUUAGAACAACAAAAUAAAACUUGAAUAAGGACAUAGACCGCUGCAAUCAGCGCGUACCUAAGUAGGUAGUCCAGCGAUUUUGCACAAUAAAUGUAGACUCCAAUUAAUAAUCAACAGAAACAGACAACAAAAACACACACAACACAAGCAAACAACACUAUGUAGGCGCGCGUAGUUAGUCAGGUAGAACAAGUUGGAGAAACUCGUAGAUCAUGUAGACUUUCAAAUUUACCGGAUUGUAUCCGGGAAAUACAAAAAAAAAAAUAUGUAGAUGAAACUGAACAAAACACCGAAACGAAAGGAAAAACUGUGCAGGUAAAAAUGUCCAGGUUUAGAAUAUUUUGAUGCUUCUUUAAUAUCCAUUAGCAAUGGCAAGUCGUUAGUCGUAUCCGCACGAAAGUUCUGGACGGUUUAGUUGGAUUUUUGCGGUGUUGAAUAUUGAGCAAUAAAAGGAAGGAGUAGUAGUUUUCGGUUUCAUUAUUUUAA
Molecule: messenger RNA, 6324 nt
Organism: Aedes albopictus (Asian tiger mosquito)
Lineage: Eukaryota; Metazoa; Arthropoda; Insecta; Diptera; Culicidae
Gene: clu
Product: clustered mitochondria protein homolog
Exons: 6
Coding region: 674-4978 (1434 amino acids)
Biological process (GO): intracellular distribution of mitochondria
Cellular component (GO): cytoplasm
Molecular function (GO): mRNA binding; protein binding
Source: RefSeq, a predicted model, not a curated record